Rotaria socialis is the source of this 1080-nucleotide messenger RNA. Lineage: Eukaryota; Metazoa; Rotifera; Eurotatoria; Philodinida; Philodinidae. The record is from the annotation of a GenBank genome assembly.
AUGAAUUGUUCAUCAAGUAUGAAAGAUCGCAUUGAGCUGGUCGAUUUAUCUGAUGAGUUAAUUUUAAUUAUUAUGAACAAAGUCAAACCUAAAGUGUUAUUGCUUUGUUCUAUUAUUACUGUUGGUAAUAAUCGUUUAGAAGAACUUGCACUUGAUAAAUGUCAUUCAAUUGAUUUAACUUUUGAUUAUUUUCGAUCACCAUAUCAAAAUCUUAUUCAACGUUUUUAUUCACAUGUUUUGCCUUGUAUCAUUAAUAAUGUUCAAUCAUUAACCUUGAACAUUCAACAUAUUCCAAACAUUAGUACUUUUGCUGAAAGAAAUUCUAAUGAAAUUCUUCCAAAUUUGACACAUUUGAAAAUAAUGAUGGGUAGAAAACGGUCUAUAACAGGCACGCCUUAUAUAUUAGAAAUCGAUACGCUUCGUCAAAGUUUUAUUAAACAUCAACAACAAUCUGUUGAUUGUGUAAUCGAUUAUUUCAGUGAUAAAUAUGAUCAAUGUCAAAUCUAUUCACUUCCAUUUAUAGGUACUCGUCUUGAUUUUAUUUCAAAUCGAUUUCCACUCUUUGAUACUAAUAGGACAUUCGCAAUGGUUACCAAGUCGUUACUUUUCGAUGAUAUUCAACCGUUCGAAAGUGAUUUCUUUGAACAUGUCUCUCAAGCUUUACCUCAGCUUAGAACACUCGACGUACUCAAUGGGCUUGAACAACAAGAGAAAAUAAAAACAACGACAAAUAAUCUUGAAUUUACUAAUUUAAUUACUCGGGUUUUAUUCGACAUUCAUUUGGAUUACGCUAAACAAUUGCUUUGUCGAACUCAUCGUCCUUGUCUAGUUGAACUUGCUAUUGAUAAUGAUAUAUUAUUAAAAAUAAUCACUCAAGAUCAACAACAAACAAAAGAUAAUUGUUCUAGAGUAGAAACUCUACGAACUUGGAAACCAUUGUAUCAUUCAGCAGAUGUACUGCAAGACUUUUCCACCGUAUUCCUAUGUCAAACAUCCGGACGAAGAAAAGAUGAAAAAUCAAUGAUUUAUGUAAAAGUAUCAACUAUUUCUUUUAUUACAAUUUUUCUAAGAGUCAACUGA